Molecule: messenger RNA, 1914 nt
Organism: Williopsis jadinii
Lineage: Eukaryota; Fungi; Ascomycota; Saccharomycetes; Phaffomycetales; Wickerhamomycetaceae
Product: MFS transporter
Exons: 3
Coding region: 1-1914 (637 amino acids)
Biological process (GO): transmembrane transport; spermidine transport; spermine transport
Cellular component (GO): membrane
Molecular function (GO): spermine transmembrane transporter activity; spermidine transmembrane transporter activity
Source: RefSeq, a predicted model, not a curated record
AUGGGACUACUAGGACCUUCGAAGGAAGAGGAGGACGCUCUCAGACAAGCCGCCGCUGCCCAGCAGGAGCGCCAGCACGGACUGUCUACAGCGACGUCUGAUUACGAGUCUGCUGUGUCGCACGUUAGUACUGACGCUGAGGACGCUGCUAGUGUUGAUGCGCAGGCAAACGACACCACCAUCGGCCACAGCGACGAUACACAGUCGAUAUCGACUCUACAGAACAAAACACAAGCCCAGGACGUGGCGGCUUCCACCUCCCUGACUGAUAAGAGAUCCAUCUAUGGGCCUCCUGUCCAGGAGUUUGACCCUGAAAUCACCGCCUCUGAAGGAUUUGACCUUGCGCUUCAGCGUACGAUCACGAGAAAGUCGCUGUUGGAAGGCAAGCCGAUUCCUGAGGAGGAGGAGGGUGUCAAUCCCAGGGAAAUGGACUGGGACUCUCCUGAUGAUAAGGACAAUCCUAAGAAUUGGUCGAACACCAAGAGAUGGGCUAUCACAAUGAUUACUGCGUCGAUAUGUCUGGAAGUGACGUUUGGCUCUUCCCUAUACGUGUGUGGUUUGCCUAGUCUGAUGGCUGAAAUGGGGAUCUCGCAAACGUUGGGACUUUCCGGUUUGACCUUUUAUCUUCUUGGGUUGGCGUUUGGUCCAGCAUUGAGUGCUCCAAUGUCAGAGUUGUUUGGCAGAAGAAUCGUUUACAUCUCUUCGUUGCCAAUCUCUAUGCUUUUCACCAUGGGUGUUGGUCUCUCUUCACACAUUAGAAGCGUUCUCGUGCUGAGAUUCUUUGCAGGCUUCUUUGCAUCUCCUGCAAUGGCUGUUGCCGGUGGUACAAUUGCUGAUAUCUGGGAGUUCGAAAACAUGGGCAUUGCAAUGGCCGGAUUCUGUCUCGCUCCGUUUAUGGGCCCUGUGCUGGGUCCAGUCAUUGGUGGCUUUGUUGCGGAGAACAAAGGCUGGAAAUGGACCAUGUGGGUUAAUAUCAUGUUUGCAGGUGGUAUCCUAGGCCCUGUGCUAUUGACACCAGAGACCUACAAACCAGUUAUCUUGAAGAAAAGGGCCAUCAAGAGGGGCUUGAAGAUAGCCAAGCCACAAGGUACCUUGUGGGAUUUCAUCAAGAUCAUCUUCUUUAUCACUCUGAUGACACCAGUGAAGAUGCUUUUUGUUGAACCAAUCGUCAUGGUUUGGUCCAUCUACAUCGCCUUUGUCUUCUCCGUGCUCUUCGGUUUCUUCGAGGCAUAUCCAGUGAUCUUCAGAGGUGUUUAUGGUAUGAGCUUGGGAGUAUCUGGUCUGACCUUCCUAGGUAUUCUCGUCGGAUUUGUCCUCGGUACUGCCCUUUACAUCUACAUUGACCGUUUCAUCUGGUUUAAGAAGAACCCUGACGGUACUCGUGGUAAAAGAGAUGAACAGGGUAAACUCAUCGUAGAUCCUCCAGAGACUCGUCUGUUGCUAGCAAAGAUUGGUGCUGUUGCUCUACCAGCUGCUUUGUUUUGGCUGGGAUGGUCCUCAAAAACAAGCGUACACUGGAUCUGCCCUGUUAUUGCAGGUGUACCAUUCGGAUUCGGCCUUGUUCUCAUCUUCUUUUGCACUAUGAUUUACUUCUCAAUGUCGUACCCACCUCUUUCGUUGGCUUCUGCUUUGGCUGCAAACAAUUUACUUCGUUAUGUGUUGGCGUCGGUCUUCCCGUUGUUCACCGUGCAGAUGUAUGAACGUCUUCACAUCGACUGGGCUUCUUCAUUAUUCGCCUUCAUUGCUGUUGGUAUGCUUCCUGUGCCAUGGGUUAUUGAGAGAUGGGGUCCAGCUCUUAGACUGCGUUCUCAAUACGGUUAUGCUGCUAUGAUGAAGAAACAAGAGGAGGAGAACGAAAAGUUGGCUGCAAAGAUGGACCAGGAGGAACCAUCUGGCUCAAGUUUCGAGGCUUAA